AUGGCUUUCAAGUUUGUAUUCGCAUUUGCCUUCAUUGCUGUAGCCAGUGCUGGCUAUAUCCCCACUGCCUAUCACACAUCGGCACCUGUGGCUAUCCACACAUCGGCUCCCGUAGCUGUGGCCCAUAAAGUUGUUGUCAAAUCGGAAGAAUUCGAUCCUCAUCCUCAAUACAAAUUCAGCUAUGGUGUGGAUGAUAAAGUAACCGGUGACUCCAAGAGCCAAAGUGAAGAGCGCGAUGGUGAAGCUGUUCAUGGUGAAUACUCUUUGAUUGAUGCUGAUGGUUACAAACGUACCGUGCAAUAUACUGCCGAUGAUGCCAAUGGUUUCAAUGCUGUUGUUCAACGUGAACCUUUGGGCCAUGCUGUCGUGAAGAGUGUUGCACCGGUGGCCCACUAUGCUGCCCCAGCUGCUGUGGUGAAACAUGUUGCUCCAGUCGCUCACUAUGCUGCUCCCGCAACUAUUGUUAAGACCGUUGCUCCUGUUACACAUUAUGCUGCCCCCGCCACUGUUGUUAAGACCGUAGCUCCUGUGGCUCAUUAUGCUGCCCCAACUCAUUAUGCUUCCUAUGAAACUCCCGCCUACAGCUAUCAUCAUUGA
Musca domestica (house fly) is the source of this 597-nucleotide messenger RNA. Its product is annotated as larval cuticle protein A2B-like. Gene Ontology annotation, cellular component: extracellular matrix. NCBI's taxonomy places the organism in Eukaryota, Metazoa, Arthropoda, Insecta, Diptera, Muscidae. The record is from RefSeq and is a predicted model, not a curated record. The coding region runs from base 1 to 597 and encodes 198 amino acids. The transcript has 2 exons.